AUGAGGGAGGGAGGACUGACACCAGCCCCAGGAGGCUCCAAAGAGCAGCAGGAACUAUUCCAAACAGACACAGAUGUCCACCACAUGAGAGCCAGCACAGGACCACAGGGACAUGAUGAAAGUCCUCUGUCCCCUGGUAUUCCUACCGAGGCGGUUGGCUGGGUCAAGAUUAAGCUGAAUAUUUCCUUCCCUGCCACUGGCUGUCAGAAACUCAUUGAAGCGGAUGACAAACACGAUCUUCGUUUGUUCUAUGAGAAGCGCAUGGCCACAGAAGUGGCUGCUGAUGCGCUUGGCGAAGAGUGGACGGGUUAUGUGGUCUGGAUCAGAGGUGGGAAUGACAAACAAGGUUUUCCCAUGAAGCAAGGCGUUUUGACCCAAGGCAGAGUAUGCCUGAUGUUGAGUAAGGGGCAUUCUUGUCAUAGGCCAAGGGGAACUGGAGAGAGGAAGCACACGUCUGUUCGUGGAUGCAUUGUGGAUGCCAAUCUGAGUGUUCUCAACUUGGUUAUUGUAAAAAAAGGAGCGAAAGAAAUUCCAGGACUGACAGAUACUACUGUGCCUUGUCAGUUGGGACCUAAAAGAGCUAGUAGAAUCGGAAAGUUUUUUAAUCUCUCCAAAGAUGAUGAUGUUUGCCAAUAUGUUGUCAGAAAACCCUUAAACAAAGACGUUAAGAAGCCCAGGACCAAAGUAACCAGGAAUCAGAGUCAUGUUAUUCCCCGUGUCCUCCAACACAAAGGCUCCCAGGAACAACUCACUAAGAAAAACAAGGAGGAGGUUGCAGAUUAUGCUAAACUUUCGGCCCAGAGAAAGAAGGAAGCCAAAGAAAAGCGCCAGGAACAGAUUGCCAAAAGCCAUAGGCUGUCCUCUCUGAGAGCUUCUACUUCUAAAUCUGAGUCCAGUCAAAAAUAA
Rattus rattus (black rat) is the source of this 906-nucleotide messenger RNA. Its product is annotated as 40S ribosomal protein S6-like. Bases 1 to 906 code for a protein of 301 amino acids. Gene Ontology annotation, biological process: translation. The record is from RefSeq and is a predicted model, not a curated record. Gene Ontology annotation, cellular component: ribosome. Lineage: Eukaryota; Metazoa; Chordata; Mammalia; Rodentia; Muridae. Gene Ontology annotation, molecular function: structural constituent of ribosome. The transcript has 2 exons.